CGCCGUAGCGUUUGACCCUCCACGGCUUACAGACUUACAGCACGCUGCAGUUGUGAAAUACAGCCCCUACAAUUCCUGUGCAUAAAACAUGGCUGCCACCAGAUACCGUCGAUUUCUAAAACUAUGCGAGGAAUGGCCGAAGGACGAGUCAAAGAAGGGGCGAGAUUUAGGAACGUUUUUACGCCAAAGAGUUGCUAGUGCUUUCCGAGAAGGCGAGAAUACACAGAUUUCUGAUCCAGAGAAAUGUGAUCAAAUGUAUGAAAGUCUGGCGCGCAUCAACAGUAAUGUGUACAAAGAAAAGUUUCCACGAGCAAAAGAUACAAGUUUUACAGGUGUAACAGUAGAAGAGUGCCGAAUGCUACUGGCAACAGGGAACAUGCAGCAGACAGAUGAGGAGAAAAAGGGAUUGUGGAAGACACUAAUGGAGCGCUUCUCCUCCAAACCUGAAGAAGGAACCCCCGAAAAAGCAGAAAAAUAAUCAUCAUACUGUGCAGAUCUUAUUUAUUCCCCUUUUCAAAUAAAACGAUUACAGUGUUUCUUUAAAUCUUCACUUCUAACAGCAGUAGCUCUCUUCAUGUUGAUAGAUGAACAGAGACUUCCAAGAAGUAAAACUGAUGGUAUCUGGAGAGCUGUGUUAAAGUUUGAGAAAUGUGAUAAGUACAAACAAUAUUCAGUUUUACAGAAUAUUACUUUUAUAGCAUAUUCUUUCUCUUUAAUCUAAAAUGCAAAUAAAUACUCUUUGCAUUUCCUGUAUAACAGUACAGUAUUUCCCUUGUUUUGUAUUCACUGGAUAAAAACCAUGAAUUAUGUACAUUGUUUUUGCUCAAAUGUAUACUGUAUUUUAUUAUCAUUAAGACAAAAGAAAUUAUAUAUAUAUAUAUAUAUAUAUAUAUAUAUAUAUAUAUAUAUAUAUAUAUAUAUAUAUAUAUAUAUAUAUAUAAUUUUUUUAGAUGGGUGUAUUUAGAAGAUAUAAUAGAAUGGUUUCAUCUUAUACAGGUACUUAUUCCUUAGGAAAAUUUUAUUGGCUGGUUUAUUCCUUUAGUGUGGUGAAGUAUAAAAUAAAUGUUUUUUAUAAUUUAUCAUAA
Messenger RNA from Puntigrus tetrazona (Sumatra barb), 1085 nucleotides. RefSeq names its product ubiquinol-cytochrome-c reductase complex assembly factor 2. The record is from RefSeq and is a predicted model, not a curated record. Gene Ontology annotation, biological process: mitochondrial respiratory chain complex III assembly. Gene Ontology annotation, cellular component: mitochondrial matrix. The coding region runs from base 89 to 478 and encodes 129 amino acids. NCBI's taxonomy places the organism in Eukaryota, Metazoa, Chordata, Actinopteri, Cypriniformes, Cyprinidae. The transcript is spliced from 4 exons.